Knipowitschia caucasica is the source of this 2454-nucleotide messenger RNA. The record is from the annotation of a GenBank genome assembly. NCBI's taxonomy places the organism in Eukaryota, Metazoa, Chordata, Actinopteri, Gobiiformes, Gobiidae.
AUGACUGAUAGAAGAAGCUACAGUGACCAUAACACCAUCAACACCAUCAAAACCAUCAACACCACCAACAUCAUCACCAUCAACAUCAUCAUCACCAUCAACAUCAUUACCAUCAUCACCAUCAACAUCAUCACCAUCAACAUCAUCAUCACCAUCAACAUCAUUACCAUCAUCACCAUCAACAUCAUCACCAUCAACAUCAUCAUCACCAUCAACAUCAUUACCAUCAUCACCAUCAACAUCAUCACCAUCAACAUCAUCACCAUCAACAUCAUUACCAUCAACACCAUCACAACCAUCAACCCCAUCAACACCACCAACAUCCUCACCAACAACACCAUCAACACCAUCAACACCACCAACAUCAUCACCAUCAACAUCAUCAUCACCAUCAACAUCAUUACCAUCAACACCAUCAACACCAUCACAACCAUCAACACCAUCAACACAAUCAAAACCAUCAACACCACCAACAUCAUCACCAUCAACAUCAUCACCAUCAACACCAUCAACACCAUCAACAUCAUCACCAUCAACAUCAUCACCAUCAACACCAUCAUCACCAUCAACAUCAUUACCAUCAACACCAUCACAACCAUCAACCCCAUCAACACCAUCAACAUCAACAUCCUCACCAACAACACCAUCAACACCAUCAAAACCAUCAACAUCAUCACCAUCAACAUCCUCACCAACAACACCAUCAAAACCAUCAACAUCAUCACCAUCAACAUCCUCACCAACAACACCAUCAACACCAUCACAACCAUCAACCCCAUCAACACCAUCAACAUCAUCACCAUCAACACCAUCAACAUCAUCACCAUCAACACCAUCAAAACCAUCAACACCACCAACAUCAUCACCAUCAACAUCAUCACCAUCAACACCAUCAACACCAUCAAAACCAUCAACACCACCAACAUCAUCACCAUUAACACCAUCAUCACCAUCAACAUCAUUACCAUCAACACCAUCACAACCAUCAACACCAUCAACAUCAUCACCAUCAACAUCCUCACCAACAACACCAUCAACACCAUCAAAACCAUCAACAUCAUCACCAUCAACAUCCUCACCAACAACACCAUCAACACCAUCACAACCAUCAACACCAUCAACAUCAUCACCAUCAACACCAUCAACAUCAUCACCAUCAAAACCAUCAACACCACCAACAUCAUCACCAUCAACAUCCUCACCAACAACACCAUCAAUACCAUCAACACCAUUAUCAUCAGCACUAUCAGCACAAUCAGCACCAUCAACACUAUCAGCAAUAUCAAUACCAUCAACACGAUCAGCACCAUCAAUACCAUCAAUACCAUCAACAACAUCAACACCACCAACACCAUCAGCGGAAACACGAUCAACACCAUCAAUACCAGCAACACCACCAUCAACACCACCAACACCAUCACCAUCAAUAACACCAACACCAUCAACAUCAGCAACAUCAACACCAUAACCAUCAACACCAUCAAUACCAUCACCAUAAACACCACCAACACCGUCACCAUGAACACCACCAUCACCAGCAACACCACCAUCAACACCAUCAACACCACCAACACCAUCACCAUCAACACCAUAAAUACCAUCAACACCACCAACACCAUCACCAUAAACACCAUAAACACCAUCAACACCAUCAAUACCAUCAACAUCAUCACCAUCAAUACCAUCAACACCAUCAGCACCAUCAUCAACACCAUCAACACCAUCAUCAACAUCACUAUCAACACCAUCACCAUCAGCACCAUCAACAUAAUCAACACCAUCAGCAUCAGCACCAUCAGCAUCAGCACCAUCAACACUAUCACCAUCAACAUCAUCACCUUCAGCACCAGUAACACCAUCAACAUCAUCACCUUCAGCACCAUCAACACCAUCAGCACCAUCAAUAUCAUCAAGACCAUCAGCACCAUCAACACCAUCCUCACCAUCAACACUAUCAACACCAUCAGCACCAUCAGAACCAUCAAUAUCCUCAACACCAUCAGCACCAUCAACACCAUCAAAACCAUCAGCGCCAUCAGCACCAUCAACACCAUCAACACCAUCACCAUCAACACAAACACCAUCACCAUCAUCACAAUCAACAUCAUAAUCACCAUCACCACUAUCGACACUGUCAACACCAUCAGCACCAUCAGCACCAUCAGCACCAUCAACACCACCAACACCAUCAACACCAUCAGCACCAUCAACACCACCAACACCAUCAACACCAUCAGCACAAUAAACACCAUCAGCAUCAUCCACAACACUGUGUCUCUGUCUGUAACCAUCUCUAUCACCAGAGACCUCAGCUCCCUGAGGAGGAGGAGGAGAGGAGGAGGAGCAGAGGAGGAGAGGAGGAGAAGGACAGGAGGAGGAGGAAAGGAGGAGGAGAGGAGGACAGGAGGAGAGGAGAGGAGAGGAGGAGGAGAGGAGGAGGAGGAACACAGAUAA